AUGGCGUCGAGUUGGCCUGUUGAGGAGUCGGACUAUAAUGAUUCUUCAACAGUCUCGGUCAACAUUGAGAGUCUUAUAAAUGGCCAACAAACGAAUCUAAACGCCGAGCCAUGUUCUUCACAACAGUAUGCUAGUAGCCAACUCAUCGAAGACGAAACUUUAGAAGGUGGAAGCCCGUCCUUAACGGUCUUAAAACUUUUUUCACUCCCAGAUGUUUUCCAGUCUUCUAUGGAUGUUUCUCAGCAGAUUGGAUAUUGUCCUAGUCUUAAACAAGUUCCAACACCCCAAGAACAACUCCAUCAGCCAAAGGAGAAAGAUGAGAUUACCCGCUCUACGCUUGAUGGUGAAAGUGGUAAUAAAGAAUCUGUCCAAGAACGGAAAAGUAUUCGUAAACGAUUUAAGAAGCGAUCCUAUUCUCCUGAAUCUGGUGCCAGUCAAGCUAGUAAGCUUGGAUCCACGAGUAAAAAAAAUCGUAGGAAAAAGAAAUACCCUCGGACAUCAGCCUUUGUUAAUCCAGACCGUCCAUAUGACACGCUGCCAAACGGUAGUCAAUUUCAGUGUGAUCUUUGCAAGUGCCCUUAUAUCUGCAAUCCUCUUUUGAAAAAAGUCUCCAAAUUGAAGAAGACUAAACAGGUGGCAGCAAGUCCUCGUCACAAAAUAGAUCCAGUCACAGAAAAUAAACUUACAUUAUGCAAUGCCUGUGGCUUGUCCUUUGACCGUCCUCGUAAAACUAAAAAGACACCUGUGGUACCAAGUGCAGAAGAAAAGAAUAAAUACUUUCAGGAAUCACAAGCAUUUGCUUCUGCUUUGGCUGUCAAAAUGGAAGAUCCAAUCGCUGAGAAGCUUUGGUGUCCCAACUUCAAAUCUCGGCCCUGUGGCUGUCUGCAAGAAUAUUUAUCUGCAAAUGGAGACCAAGAAGAAAUGAAGCAAAGAGCUCAGCAACUCUUGGAGAUCAUGAAGAGUGCCAAGAAACUCAGCAGGCAAAAAUGCUACAAUGUAAAUGAACUUGAAGCUGAAACGGAAAAAAGGACAAAACGAUUUCGAAACAUUGGCUUGGGAAAUGGACAAAAGCGAUCAAAAGCUUUUGAAGAAUUUGUGAUGCUCAACCGAUCUCAAUUGAGGAAUAAAUUGCAACUUUGUGAACGAGCGACCCAAAGAAUUCUUGUUUAUUCUAAUAACUUUCUCCACAAGAAACUCAAAACUGAAGAGCGAGAGUGCCGAGCUACACGUGUGAAAGGUAAAGCUGCUUUGGGAUUACUUCCAGAUCUUAGUCAACUCUGCAAUAUGAGAUGUUGUGGUGAUAUGUGUGUUAUGAUGGUUCUGACACAUUUUAAAUUGUUAAAUAAAUGGAGAGAACGUGCCAUUUCUGGUCAAAUGGAAGCACGGAGAGUAUUGGCAGAGAUGCUGACUCCUUCAGGUGGUGUUCGUAGUAACUGCUACAAGUUUAUAUCGUGGGUGACAGGUUGUAGCCACAGCACCAUAGGACGUGUGAAUGAACAAAUGCAGCAGACUGGAGGUGAUAGAGAACCUCCUGUUCAUGGGCUGAAAAAAUACUGGAAGGAGAAUCCACAUUUGAAAGCAAAACAGAAAAACUCUGUAGGCACACACAACGCACAGUUAACAGAUGAAAUGGAAGUAACUCUUGAUUCACAACAAACACCACAAACAAGUCACCCUCCAACAACACAGCAACAACAAACUGUGACCACUGCAACUGGAUCAAAAGCAGUGAACACAUCGAACUCAACGAUAACAACAGUCACGAAUGUUCCUGUAGAAACUUUAAAUCAACUUUUGGUUGAAAGACAACUGCUUCAACAACAACUGAUGCAACAGACAAUCAUACAACAACUUUAUCAACAAGAAUCAAGUCAAAAUCCUGCAACCAUUCAACAGUUAUUGUUGAAACUAAUAGAAAACAGCCACGUGAGUCAGCAGAACAAUACUGUUUCUGGUUCAGAGUCUACACCAGUCUAUACCAACUGUUUUCUGCGGACACAGCCUCUGGUCUCCCCUACAGGUUCACAAGUUUUGCCUACAGCAUCUGACACCAGUACACCAACAAUGAUGCAUUUUUUUCAGUUUUUCUUGCGUUCUUCACUCUGCAUCAUUAUUUUUUUUAUUUCUUGUUGCCCUGUCUUGAGCAAUCUCUAUAAUAUUUUUGCUGCAUUAUUGGAUGUAUCUAUCCAAAUCUGUUUUGGUCAUUUGACUACAGUCAUUGAUGCUGAUGCAUCCUUUGCCACCCUCUUUCCUUUUUAG
Acanthosepion pharaonis is the source of this 2259-nucleotide messenger RNA. Lineage: Eukaryota; Metazoa; Mollusca; Cephalopoda; Sepiida; Sepiidae. The record is from the annotation of a GenBank genome assembly.